Messenger RNA from Amphibalanus amphitrite, 1418 nucleotides. Its product is annotated as hypoxanthine-guanine phosphoribosyltransferase-like. Gene Ontology annotation, molecular function: hypoxanthine phosphoribosyltransferase activity; magnesium ion binding. Gene Ontology annotation, biological process: IMP salvage; purine ribonucleoside salvage; GMP salvage. NCBI's taxonomy places the organism in Eukaryota, Metazoa, Arthropoda, Thecostraca, Balanomorpha, Balanidae. The record is from RefSeq and is a predicted model, not a curated record. The transcript is spliced from 7 exons. Bases 220 to 885 code for a protein of 221 amino acids.
ACAACAAAUAUGGCUUCAAGCAGCUAGGCGCCGGUCAUGAGCAUCGAGCAUAGUAGCAGCGCCGAGACGAUUCCACGCCACCGGACGGUACGGUGCUGCCAUCUAUGGGGAGGUACCGCAGUCAGCUGAGUGGGGCGGAGUGGUGACCUUGGUCGACACAGGCCGGCCGGCAGUCUCGAUCGAGCGCUGCCGUAGGAGGGCCGCCCGCUCCCUGACGACAUGACCGACACACACGCUGUUGAGAUCGGGGACAGGUGGCAGCCGUUUGACCUCAGCUGCUUCUGCGUCCCUAAGCACUACGAGAAUGACCUGGAGCAAGUGCUCAUUCCCCACGGCAUCAUCCAGGACAGGAUCGAGCGGCUUGCGCGCGACAUCUUCCAAGAGCUCGGCCAGGGGCCCCUGACGGCGCUAUGUGUGCUGAAAGGUGGCUACAAGUUCUUCUCCGACCUCAUGGACAAGAUCAACCAGCUCAACUGCAACCAGGGACAAAAGUCGAUCCCUGUCUCCAUCGACUUCAUCCGGCUCAAGAGCUAUGAGAACGACCAAUCAAGUGGUCUCAUCAAGAUAGUGGGAAGCGACAACUUGUCUUCGUUGAAAGGGCGAAACGUCCUUAUCGUGGAGGACAUUAUUGACACCGGCAGGACAAUGAAGAAGCUGCUGAACACGUUACAGCAGUACGAGCCCAAGUCUGUGCGCGUGGCCAGCCUACUAGUGAAACGCAGGGAGGACAACAAUGGGGACGUCUGCUACAUGCCCGAGUAUGCGGGUUUUAUUGUGCCCGACAAGUUUUUGGUUGGCUAUGCGCUGGACUUCAAUGAAUACUUCAGGGACCUGAACCAUAUUUGUGUCAUCAGUCAAGCUGGGAUGAAGAAGUACCGCAAGUAGCUGCCUUCAUUACUUUACUACUCUAUACCUGCCGAGUGUGUUCCAGUGGGAGACGACAUGAGCAAGCUGAGGACUAUUGUGAUGUCCAAGUUCCUCUCCGGAGAUAUUCGGAAGCCUUACCGGGUAGUCCGAAGUCUGAGCGCAGAACCAUGGCCUUUGUGACGAUCGUGCGGUCUCUGUUGAUGUGUAUGAUGUUCAGGGGCGAUCAGAGGACGGGGCGACUUCACAAAACAUCUUUUGCUGGCCUGCUUUCGCGACCCCUGCGCCGGGGCACCAAAGCGGUGUCCUAUGGACAUACAGCAGCGGCUGAUGUGGGUGUGGUAAAUGUGUUAGUGAUUAUAUCGAUUGCAUUUUACCUCAGCAUCAGAGCACCGUGGCGUUCGAAAACGCCGCGAACAUUCCAAACAUUACCCCAAUCACGGUCGUAGUUCUGUUAAAGAACGCCAUUUUAAACGCAGUGAAGACUCCCGUUGACCUUUUUAGUUUUUAGUAACAAGUACAGGCCACUACAAUAAAUGCGCAUCAUUUUGUUA